Molecule: messenger RNA, 854 nt
Organism: Labrus mixtus (cuckoo wrasse)
Lineage: Eukaryota; Metazoa; Chordata; Actinopteri; Labriformes; Labridae
Exons: 9
Coding region: 45-587 (180 amino acids)
Source: RefSeq, a predicted model, not a curated record
UGCUGCAAAUCCUCUGGUGCCUGUGUGCCGCGUAGACAAUUAAAAUGUCUAACUUCAGUUUUGAAAACAACCCUCGCAUAUCAAAGGUGUGGAUCGCACUAAGACGCUUCGACCAAAACGAUGACAGAGUGGUUGCUCUUCGAGAAGUGUCCAUUCCUCCAGCAGCUGAGGCCUCCGAGAUCAUAAAGAUUAUCCUCACUACUUUUGGGCUUAACUGUUCUGAUGUCAUAUUGAAGAUUAGGAACCACCGGAGCUGUUUGAUCCCUCUGAACAACUUGAUCCCUGCCAACAGCAAGCACAUGCCUUAUGUACUUGAGGUAGCCAAGAUAUUUCAGCACGUGCGCCCCAAGCCCAGAACCAUUCCUACAACUGUGCUCAACAGGAGCAUGAGAACCAGGCCACAGACUAUUGACCGGAGGAUUGAGAGACUGGAGGAGCUUUUGCCUCAGAUUAAACUCAGGCAGCAUGAAAAACUAACUAAGGAGAUUGAAUGUCUCAGCCAGAAGUUGAGGUUUCUUCACAAGAGAAUGCAGGUGGUGGAUUCUCACAGCUGGAAGGGGGGGCUGACCAGAGCCCCGCUUUGGUGAACCAACACCUACAAACUCUCAGUCACUGCAGAUUAAUCAUGGCACUGUGUGAGGAGGCAUUAGACUUGUUGGUACAGCUAUAGAUAUACUGUUUAUUUGAUCAGCACCAUGAUGUUCAUUAGACAUUCUUUCUACAAAUCAUUUCAGGAGAUUAACUUCUAUUUUUGAUUUGUAAAAUAGAACUAUUUUGUUUUUCCUGGCAUUGUAAGAAGUUUGUCUGUAGUUUGACUUGAGGAUGAUUCAAGAUUAAAUGACCAUACCCUCUGA